Molecule: messenger RNA, 3274 nt
Organism: Paramormyrops kingsleyae
Lineage: Eukaryota; Metazoa; Chordata; Actinopteri; Osteoglossiformes; Mormyridae
Product: overexpressed in colon carcinoma 1 protein
Source: RefSeq, a predicted model, not a curated record
CUCUUGCUCUCUCGUUCAUCCUCCCUUCUCUUCCCCUCUCUAUAAGUGCUAAGCUCCAUCCUUUCCCUUAAAACAUUUCACCAGUCAGAACACAGGUGAGCCAGGGACGCCAGCAGCUGGAAGACCAGCCAAACGGAAAUAUCUGGUGUCAUCAUCCCUCCCUCAUUCCAACAUUUCUGUCCAUCUUUUCCCUCUCAUACCCUUCCUCCUUCUCCUCCUCUCUCUCUCUUUCUUUAACUCUCUCUCUCUCUGCCUCUCUCUCUCUCUUUCCCUCUCUCUCUCUUGCUCCUGAGCGUGGCAUCGAUGUGAGAUGGGCUGUGGGAAUUCCUCGGCCACCGGCACCUCCGGAGGGGGUCCCGCCGAAGCUUCCAAAGACAUGACAGAAGAAUCCUCCCAAGAAGAUGAAAAAAGACGGAACUAUGGUGGAGUUUAUGUUGGGCUGCCUACUGAAAUGAGUACAGUUGCUGCCAGCCAGUCCAAGUCCUCAUCUCAAGAUUAGCACAGGAAGAGGAAAAAUGGACACAUUUAACAGCAUACUUCAAAACUGAGGAAACUCCUAGGAAAAGGUUUUCGGAGAUAGACUCAAGAUGGAUCACCAAGAUAAAUGACCCUGUGAAAUGAGCACUCAUGAAUGUAUAAACAGGCAGGUACGAAACUGCGGCUCAUGGCGGUCAUGUGACUUCCUGUGAGGGAAAGGGCUGUUUUUAAAGGGCUCUGUCCUGAGCAGCAUACAGGCUCUGCCCAGCGAUACGCAGUAGCCAAUCAUAUUGCUGAUUCAGCAUCGCCCAAGGCUGUGUAGAAACAGCACUCCAGUGAAAACCAGCAUCCCUCUUUCUUUUUUCUGCUCCCGGCCCUGGCUGGCCUCCAGCUCCUGCCUGUGAUAGGCCUGUGUUUCUCCAGCCGUUUGUCCGUUUCCUUCUGGAUGUCUGGUUGAGUCUGGUUCUGUCUGGGAUGCCGUAACCCUGGGGUCACAAGCAUAUGAUUAUAUUUGUCUGGGAAAAGGUUCGUAUCAGAAAAAAAUAGCACUAUCAGGAAAGAGCCCUAUGCACAAAUGAUCUACUCUGUGAUCAAGAGGUCAUCUCAUAUGAUUUUCACUCUUUGGCUCUGCUGUCCCGAUGGUAUUAUUGUAAUGUAGGAAUCAGUGGCAUCAUUCACACUCUCUGACAAGGAAGGUCACAAGCUCAAAGAAGCACAAUCUGAUUUAGGAUCAAUUCUGACAGACCUGUCUGAAUGAAGAAAACCUGGGUGAGGAACGUGCUUCAAAAUGACAGACACUGACAUCUAAAGCCUCAGAGAAGAACUACAACUAUUGGAACCAUUUGAGGAGGUUUUGGAAAACCAAAGGGGCAUCAUACAGCGGGUCCUCUUUUACUUUACAGUUUUCCAGUUUUGAUGCAAAGGACAUGCCGAAGUGCAGGAGAAACCAUUGAAUAAUUAACAGACAUUUGAAGUUGUUGGAAGAACCUUCAAAGACCAUUCAGAUCCACAUGUCGUGGAGUUGUCGAAGCCAACUAUUUCGAUGCUGUGUUUCUGAAAAAACUGAUGGCAUCCCUUUAGCUUGAACAAAUACAGUGUAACACUACCCCCCCCCGGCCAGGAGUGAUCGAAGCCCGCGUGACUCCCUGGACAAGCUUCACUGUUGGUACCCCCCACCCGAGACAAAGUGAGUCGCUGCCCCCUUAGAAGAUGGCUCCCUAGGCCUGGCCUGCCUGUGUCGCCUAAUGGGUUGACUGGUAUUUCCCCCACCCCAUUCUCACAUGUGAUAAUGAUACCUUUGGCUCUGAGCACUUUUCCUCAUCACCUAGGGCUUCUAGCAACCAACCUUUAGCUAAAGGAACGCUUUAGAGAGCUUUGCAGCAAGAGCAUAGCUUUGGAUCCAGCAUUGGUAGGGACCAGAUCAGACCUGAACCCCCCCCACUCCCCUAAAAACACAAAGUACUACCACAACAUUGGUAAGGACACGCCCGUACUGUCCAUACCCAAAUCUACGUUUCUGCCUUGCAGUAAACGCUGAAGACAGGCCUGAUCUGCCCUCCUGCGUGAAGGAUUUACAGCCAUAAUACAUUGUCAGGCCUCUGGUUAUCAUCCAUUAUCAUUUACAGCAAAAUGUCCACCAUUAUACCAUCAUACGGCACAGAGAAAUACAACUUGUUUAUCUUUCAUCAGAUUUGAUAUUCCUGUAUUAUAAUAGGUCGGUCGUAGCAUAAAGACAUGUAUCCAGUCACUUUCACAUUUGGUGCUGGUUAGUGAUGGCCAAACGAAGCCUCAUGAUCCAUUUCUUGUAUUUUCUGAUCCCACUGGAUGGGGCUCUUGGCUUACUUGGUGCCAUUUUUUGAACAGAGAGCGCCAUCUAGUGGGGUCAGAAAAUACAGCACAUGGUUCAUGGGGCUUCAUUUGGCCAUCACUAUUGUUGAUGUUAGUUGUACUCUGUUUACAGUGUCACUUGAGGCUAUUAGACUAUUUAGAAGGGACACAGAGCCGUGGAUUUCAAACCACCAUUAGCUAGUGAUUUUCAUUUCACUGUCUGUGACAUUUUUCAGUGGAGCCUGUAGUAGACUUUGAUUUUAUAAUCUCCUGAACCAUAAUACCCAACUGUAAUAAUGGCCCAUGCCAGAAUGCCAAUAUAUGAAUAAUAAGGAUUUUAUACUGACAGUUUAAUAGUCCAUGUUAUCAUUUCUGGCCAUGUUAAACAUCUGCAGCUUCAUGCACAGAAUGAACCAGGCUCAGCUGAAGAUCUCUGCUUGUUAUUAAUAAUAAUAAUAUAAUCUUUAUUUAUUUAGCAAUUUUCAUAUAUGGAAUGCAGCUCAAAGUGCUUCACAUAUGAGAUUAAAAUAAAACCAAAGACAGAGAAGCAACUAACAUACAGGUCAAAGAAAUUAUAGAAAGAUGGAAUAAGUCUUUAAAAUAAAUGAGAGUAAAUAACCAAAUAAAAUAUAAAAGAAUGAAAAGAGUAAAGUCGUAAAAAUAUAAGCUAGUAAAAAUUGGAAAUGAUGUAUUUUAUUGUUAUAAAAACAAAACGGCGAGAAAAAAAUAACAUAUAGUAAAAGAAUAAAAUCAAAUAAUACCACAAUGAUAUAGUGAUGGACAGCUUGUAUGAGCAGGUUAACAUUCCUCCCAGUGCCCUCAGUGACUGGGUCCGACUCCCUGUGACCACACUGCGCUGUGUGGGGACACAGCAUCACGCCCGGAGCGUCCCUCAGCCUUGGGCCCGGUGCAGCCUGGGAUAGGCUCCGGACUCCCGUUGAUGCUACACAGGUUCAAUUAUACAUGCAAA